AUGCGCCUGGCAAUCAGUUUCCUACGCACUCACAAGCUGCUGUCUUCAGUAUGUGCUGACAACGAGAACGAACUAGAGGCAGACCAGCAGAUGGACAACCUGUACCUGAAAGCUUUGGAGGGAUUUAUUGCCGUGGUGACACAGGAUGGAGACAUGAUCUUUUUGUCAGAGAAUGUCAACAAAUACAUGGGUCUUACCCAGGUGGAAUUAACUGGACACAGCAUUUUUGACUUCACUCAUCCGUGUGACCAUGAAGAAAUUAGAGAGAACCUGAGUCUGAAAAAUGUUUUAGGUCUGAGCUCUUCAAACUGCUCUUCAAUGGUCCAUGCAUCUUUGAUGGUCUCUGCAGGCUUUGGAAAGAAAAGCAAAGAGAUGUCAACCGAGCGCGACUUCUUCAUGAGGAUGAAGUGCACUGUUACCAACAGAGGCAGAACUGUCAACCUCAAGUCUGCCACGUGGAAGGUUUUGCACUGCACUGGACAAGUUAAAGUGUAUAACACUUGCCCUCCUCACACUCUGUGUGGGUAUAAAGAGCCUCUUCUCACUUGCCUUAUAAUAAUGUGUGAGCCUAUUCAGCAUCCUUCCAACAUCGACAUCCCCCUGGACAGCAAGACCUUCCUGAGUCGCCAUAGCAUGGACAUGAAAUUUACCUACUGUGAUGACAGAAUAACAGAGCUGAUUGGAUACCACCCAGAGGAGCUGCUGGGCCGUUCGGCAUACGAGUUCUACCAUGCCUUGGACUCGGAGAGUAUGACCAAGAGUCACCAGAACUUGUGCACAAAAGGUCAAGUAGUGACGGGCCAGUACCGGAUGCUCGCCAAGCACGGCGGCUACGUAUGGCUGGAGACGCAAGGAACGGUGAUUUACAACACGCGCAACCUGCAGCCUCAGUGCAUUGUCUGUGUCAACUACGUGCUGAGUGAAAUUGAGAAGAACGAUGUUGUGUUCUCCAUGGACCAAACAGAAUCACUCUUCAAGCCUCACCUGCUGGCGAUGAGCAGCGCCUACGAGAGCAGCAUCCCCAGCACCGAGAAGAGCGACUUCUUGUUUACUAAGUUAAAGGAGGAACCAGAGGAACUUGCUCAGCUGGCACCAACACCUGGCGACGCCAUUAUUUCCCUGGAUUUUGGGACACAGAAUUUUGAGGAAGCCCCUGCCUUCCCCAGUGUUGUUUUGGCACCAAACAAAACAUGGCCAGUGGAAGUGAAAAGCCACGCUGCUCAAGGUGAAACGCUGACAAUACCAUCCUUUACAAUGCCUCAGAGCGCGCCUGGCAGCAGCACACCAAGUGCAAGCAGCAACAGUAGCUGUUCCACGCCAAGCAGCCCAGGAGAUUAUUACAGUUCUGUGGAUGAAGAUCUUAAGAUUGAGGUGAUUGAAAAACUCUUUGCCAUGGACACAGAAUCAAAAAAUCAGUGCAACUCCCAGACUGACUUCAAUGAACUGGACCUUGAAACCUUGGCUCCUUACAUUCCUAUGGAUGGAGAAGAUUUCCAGCUCAGCCCAAUCUGCCAAGAAGAACGUCCCCUCUCUGAAAGUGCACAAAAUACCCAGCAGAGUCUAAGUAGCAUGAGUACCAUCUUCCAACCCCUUGCUUCUGCUUCACAGAAUCAGUUCCUCCCAGAGAAAUACUGCCCACAGCUAUCAAAUAAAAACAUGAAACCUGGUCACGGGUCCCCGUCAUCAGUGUUCUUCAACAACGUGAGUAGGUCGUCAUUGCCACCAUACCAGGACCAAGCCAGCACUCCCCUGUCUUCGAUGGGAGGAAGACCAAACACCCAGUGGCCACCUGAUCCCCCAUUAGAAUAUGUUCCUGCUAAAUGGAGACUCAUGGAUAAAUACUCAGGAUCCCUAUCAAGUUCCCCUUCAGGGCCACCAGUACAUUCUCCCAGUGUGCCCAUAUGUAAAAAAAGACCCCUGGAUGCUUUUGGGCAACGAGGCAUAGAUAUAAACCCAGCAAGAAUUGCUCUGUCUAACAGUUUGAAACUGAAGCGACAACUGAAUUAUGAAGAACAAGCAUUGCAGCAGCUGAGUGGGGGAGAUCCAUCUAUCAUUAACCCAUCUCACCUCAUGUGGAAGAGAAUGAAAUUUCUCAAAGGAGAAAAUUGUUCCUUGGUUACAGAAAAAAAGUCUCUCAGCACAAGUGUUCUUACUGAUGAUUUUGUCUGUAACUGGAGAAGUUUGAGUCAACCAAUGAAUCAACUGCAGCAGCAACAACAGCAGCAGCAGCAACAGCAACAACAACCCACCUGUGGCAGUCCAGGGGAGAAUUUGAAAGCAGGAGCGUUUCCCCCUCUGUUUUACAGUUCCCAUUAUCAGGACUGUAGUGUCCAGCCAGCUCAUAAAGCAUCAGGUAUGACCAGUCGCCUGCUGGGGCCUUCCUUUGAACCCUACUUGUUGCCCGAGUUGACAAGAUAUGACUGUGAGGUGAACGUCCCUGUUUUGGGCAGCUCUACGCUUCUGCAGGGAAGUGAACUGCUCAGAGCACUGGACCAGGCAACCUGAGCGAUCCUGCAAUAUUCUGUGGCCUAUACUGUUCAAAACAGCUUCAGUUUUUAAAUAUAUUUUUGCAAGUAGACAAUUUCUAAUACCAAUACACUGUUGCAGGAUUUUACUUAGAUAUUGAACCUGUCCACGUUACCAAAUAGUGGCCUUUUGAAGUUACUCACUUUAUUAUUCAUAUUAAAGAAAUACAUCUACUGUAUUUUCUCUAUUGCAAUUAAAGUGUUGUUUAGAGAGUUUGAUUACCCUUCCCUUAUAUCAUUACCUGUAAUUUAUACUCUGAAAUUUUCUUCAAAUUUCAUGCUAUUA
Molecule: messenger RNA, 2811 nt
Organism: Mesitornis unicolor (brown roatelo)
Lineage: Eukaryota; Metazoa; Chordata; Aves; Mesitornithiformes; Mesitornithidae
Gene: EPAS1
Product: endothelial PAS domain protein 1
Exons: 16
Coding region: 1-2505 (834 amino acids)
Biological process (GO): regulation of transcription by RNA polymerase II; cellular response to hypoxia
Cellular component (GO): nucleus; transcription regulator complex; cytoplasm
Molecular function (GO): protein binding; DNA-binding transcription factor activity, RNA polymerase II-specific; RNA polymerase II transcription regulatory region sequence-specific DNA binding
Source: RefSeq, a predicted model, not a curated record